Closterium sp. NIES-65 is the source of this 1749-nucleotide messenger RNA. Lineage: Eukaryota; Viridiplantae; Streptophyta; Zygnematophyceae; Desmidiales; Closteriaceae. The record is from the annotation of a GenBank genome assembly.
AUGCUGGAUGUGAAGGGAGUGGGAGAUGAGGGGACGGUCGCUGUACCUGGAUAUGCAGACGCCACACCUGUGCGGCUGGGAGUGGAAGGGAGCCUCACCUUCCCGCACCACCUGACCUGUCUCUCCCCUUGCUUCUCCCCUGCUUCUCCCCUGCUUCUCCCCUGCUUCUCCCCUGCUUCUCCCCUGCUUCUCCCCUGCUUCUCCCCUGCUUCUCCCCUGCUUCUCCCCUGCUUCUCCCCUGCUUCUCCCCUGCUUCCCCCUUGCUUCCCCCUUGCUUCUCCCCUGCUUCUCCCCUGCUUCCCCCUUGCUUCUCCUCUCUUCUCCCCUCUUCCCCCUCUUAACCCCCUUCCCCCAGGCCACCUCCCCAGUAGACCCAAGGGUCCUAGACGCCAUGCUGCCGUUUUUCACGGAGCAGUACGGCAACCCGCACUCGCGCACGCACCUGUACUCUCUUCCCUGCUUCUCUUCUACGCCCCGCUCCCCCAGGCCACCUCCCCGGUAGACCCGAGAGUGUUAGACGCCAUGCUGCCGUUCUUCACGGAGCAGUGCGGCAAUCCGCACUCGCACACACCUGUCUUUCCCCACCGCCUUUACGCAAUGCUGCCGUUCUUUACAGAGCAGUACGGUAACCCGCACUCGCGCACGCACCUGUAUGGGUGGGAGAGUGAGGGGGCGGUGGAGGCAGCACGGCAGCAGGUGGCGUCUCUGAUCGGUGCCAGCCCCAAGGAGAUCAUCUUUACUUCUGGGGCGACUGAGUCGAACAACAUUGCCAUCAAGGGCGUGGCGCAUUUCUACAAGGACAAGAAGCGUCACGUCAUCACCACUCAAACCGAGCACAAGUGUGUGUUGGACUCGUGCCGGCACCUGCAGCAGGAGGGCUUCGACGUGACUUACCUCCCCGUCGGCUCUGACGGUCUCGUCGACCUCGAAACCCUAAAAGCCGCGAUCCGCCCGGACACGGUUCUCGUUUCGAUCAUGACCGUUAACAACGAGAUUGGCGUCAUCCAGCCGCUCGCCAAAAUCGGGCAGCUCUGCCGGGCAAACAAAAUCUUCUUCCACACCGACGCUGCGCAGGCAGCGGGGAAAAUCCCGCUAAGUGUCGACGAGCUAAACAUCGAUCUUCUCUCGCUUAGCAGCCAUAAGAUCUACGGUCCGAAGGGGGUUGGCGCUUUGUAUGUGCGCCGCCGACCCAGAGUGAGGCUCGAGCCUCAGAUGAGCGGUGGAGGCCAGGAACGGGGUCUCAGGUCCGGUACCGUACCUACCCCGCUGGUGGUUGGGCUAGGUGCAGCAUGCGCCGUCGCCGAAGCUGAACUAGAACGCGAUUACCGCCACGCAGAGCACUUAAAGGAGAGGCUUUUAAAGGGGAUAAUGUCGCAGCUGGAAGGGGUGGUGAUCAACGGCUCUGAUGAACCUGGGAAGCGGUACCCGGGCAAUCUGAACCUCUCGUUUGCGUAUGUGGAGGGGGAGAGCCUGCUUAUGGGGUUAAAGGAGAUCGCGGUGUCGAGUGGGAGUGCAUGCACGAGCGCGAGUCUCGAGCCCAGCUAUGUGCUGCGGGCGCUGGGCGUGGAGGAGGAGAUGGCUCAUACCUCCAUUCGGUUCGGAUUCGGGCGAUUCACCACUGAAGAAGAGGUGGACAGGGCUGUGGCCCUGACAGUGCACCAGGUGCAGAGGCUGAGGGACAUGAGUCCGUUGUGGGAGAUGGUGCAGGAAGGCAUUGACAUCAAGACCAUUCAAUGGUCGCAGCACUGA